UGAUAUCCGGUGCAUUAUUAGGAGCAGUUCUUGUAUUCGGCGAUAAUCUGGUGACAGCAGCGAUACGUCUUUAUAUGAAUCCUGUGGUUUUAUAGUGACCCGUAGCGUGUUAUUCCAGCCAAAUGGCCCGUGACUGAGCGAGUCUGAAAGUUUAUGUGGUGUGACCCGAGGGCCGAACACUAAUUCGCGGCUUCAGAUCUGAGCUCGAAUCAACUAAAAGCUCUUUAUUCCGGUAACGGCGCCACUCUCUCUGCAGCUGGCCAUGUCGGUGUCUCAGGUGUCUCCUGGACUGUUCCUCAGCGGUCUGGACUCAGCUCUGAGCCUCGGCGUCCUCUCCAGCAGGAACAUCACGCUCAUCAUCAACGCCAGCGGGCUGGAGGACGUGGCCUACCCUCAGCUAGAUGGCCUGCACGUCCUCCAUGUCCCCGUCCAGGACCAACCUCAUGCCCCCCUGAGACACUACUUUGACUCAGUGGCUGAACAGAUCAGUCAGAACCAAACAGGGGGGACCCUGGUCCACUGCACUGCAGGCAGGAGCCGAUCCCCCACCCUGGUCAUGGCCUACCUGAUGAGGUCUGAAGGCCUCAGCCUGCGGCAGGCCCACGAGCUGGUUCUGGAGCGGCGGCCGUUCAUCCGACCCAACGCCGGGUUCUGGAGGCAGCUGAUGGAGGACGAGCGGCGGCUGUUAGGCAGGAACAGCGUGAGGAUGGCGAGGACGUCCAGCGGCGUCCUGCCCGAAGCUCUGGAUGAGUCGGAGGACACAAACCCGGCCGCGGCGUAUUGUGUCAACGUUUGAGGGUCUGAACAGAGACCCGGAUGGACUUCCUACAGAACUACAGACACAUUUGGACCCGACAGUUUGUCUUCUGGCUUUUAUUGGACGGAGAAAAACUUCAGAGCACCAAUCAGCAGCCAGCAACACUUCACUUCUUCUUUUUGUCAUUAAACCUCCUGUUCAGACUCAAA
This is a messenger RNA of Micropterus salmoides (largemouth bass), 966 nucleotides long. Its product is annotated as dual specificity protein phosphatase 14. Lineage: Eukaryota; Metazoa; Chordata; Actinopteri; Centrarchiformes; Centrarchidae. The record is from RefSeq and is a predicted model, not a curated record. Gene Ontology annotation, cellular component: cytoplasm. The transcript is spliced from 4 exons. The coding region runs from base 263 to 796 and encodes 177 amino acids. Gene Ontology annotation, molecular function: MAP kinase tyrosine/serine/threonine phosphatase activity. Gene Ontology annotation, biological process: protein dephosphorylation.